This is a messenger RNA of Porites lobata, 432 nucleotides long. The record is from the annotation of a GenBank genome assembly. NCBI's taxonomy places the organism in Eukaryota, Metazoa, Cnidaria, Anthozoa, Scleractinia, Poritidae.
CUAGGUUAUUGCCCUGGAAGUUGGAAGCAGUUCAAAAGCUAUUGUUACAUCGUGAUCAGCAACAAUACGACCUGGCACCAGGCCCAAUCGUACUGCGAAAGGUGGGGAGGAGAACUGGUGAAGAUCAACAGCUUUGAUGAAAACGAGUUUGUACUGAAGCUGGUUCACAGCCGUGCGCCAUCGCUGAAACAAAUUUGGAUCGGACUCAAUUGGAAUCCAAGCGUCAACAAUUUCAUUUGGUCUGACAACUCAGUUCCAUUCUACAAGUUCUGGGCUCCGGGUGAACCGAGUGGAAAGUCCAGGGAGCCAUGCAGCAACAUGUGGAUUGCGCGAACCUACCUGCCUUAUGAGGCUUCGGGUUACUGGAAUGACCGCCCCUGUGGGAUUGUUUCAGGAUAUCCUUGUGGAUUUGUCUGUAAGAAGCUGCCAUAG